AUGGCAGGAUACACUUGUGUCCAGUGCCUACAGGUUCUCCGUCAAGGGGUCCGGGCCUCAGCCCCUCAGGCUCGCCUGCAGAGCCUCGCCACCGCACGGAGAAGAAGCCCCAUCUCCCCGUCUUUCAUCCGCAGCUUUGGCUCGCAACGGAACAACCGAUCACUGGGCAGCGCCCCAGAACAACAUAAGCACACACACAGCCAGUCCUGCUGUGCUCCCAAGUCCUCGCCUUCGCCUCUCGCCCAGCGGGCAGCUCACACGGCAACCGGGUCCUCCUUCGUCAACCCUCGGGCCGUCCUGAAACCCGACAACCUGUUCCACUCCUUCUCGAAUUCACCCUCGCCGGCAAUCCGCAAACGCGCCGAGUUCAUCAAGCAGAAUGCCUUCUGCCCGCACCCAAGCCAUCAGCAGACCCGCGCGGCCGUCUCGCCGCACGACCCCGAAGCCAGAAAAACCACCGACGAUGCAAACCUGCCCCCGGCCCAUUCGCACUUCGAGUGUCCCGACUGCGGUGUGCCAGUCUACUGCUCCGAGGGUCACUGGAUGGACGACUUCGAGGCUCACCUCGAGAUCUGUGACACGCUGCGCCAGAUCAAUGAAGACGACCACGACCUGAACUCCGGCCGCGUCUUCCCUGAAUUCCAUUACCCCGGUCCUCAGGAUGAUAACUUCGUUAUCAACAUGACCAACUGGGACACUUAUCUCUACACCCGUGAAUUCGCGGCUAUCAACGACGACCGCUCCAUGCGUCAGGUUACGCGCAUGCUAACCUAUCCCCAGACAAUCGGCAGUGUCCUGCACGAGCUUAGCCCGUACGGUGUUCGUUCUGGCGGACGGCUCACACCGGAGGGAUUGAAGAGUCUGAGUGCUCUCCGCUACUCCCUCCACCCCCCUAAAGCCGGUGAAAGCAUCGACGUCAAAGUACGAAUCUUCAUUCUCGGCGCCCGCGCAGAGUCGUCCCUUCCCCGCGACGUCUGGCUGCAGCUGCAGUACAUGUAUCCCCGCGCCCUGCUGCACCUCAUCUUCAUUGGACCGGAGAGCAUGGCGAAUCGAGACGGAGAGUAUCCGCUUCCCGAGCGCACACCUGAGAACCCCUUCGGCGGCAUCGUCGAGGACAGACUCGGUGGCCAGAUGAAGAUCACUACCUACGUAGACUACUUCCACACUAUGAAUAAGGCGCAGUAUUUCGGUCCCUUCGAUCCUUACCUGGAUUGCUUUAUGCUCUUCCAUCCUGGUCUGGGUCACCCGGCUAGCUCGCAUGAGUGGGAGGAGACGCUGCCUCAGUUGCUUGAGACUAAGGUUCCUAUCAUCUGUACUGGGUAUACCCAGUGGGAUCUGGAGCGUGAUAUUAACUGGGUGGGGGAGAAGUGUCGUGGAGAAUUCGAUGUGCUCCUUGAGCCCGGCGAGAAUAUCUUCCGCAGUCUACGCUGGGAUCUGAAUGAUCAGGAUCCUCAUGAUGUUUCUUGUGGAAACUGGGGAUUAUGGGCCUUCCGAGGCAAGAGAUACGAAGCUGCUUUCUCCAAAGAGGAGUAGGCUAGUUCCAGUUCACAUUUCUGUACG
Penicillium verrucosum is the source of this 1560-nucleotide messenger RNA. RefSeq names its product putative mRNA processing protein (Mss51). NCBI's taxonomy places the organism in Eukaryota, Fungi, Ascomycota, Eurotiomycetes, Eurotiales, Aspergillaceae. The record is from RefSeq and is a predicted model, not a curated record. Gene Ontology annotation, biological process: mitochondrial respiratory chain complex IV assembly. Gene Ontology annotation, cellular component: extrinsic component of mitochondrial inner membrane. Bases 1 to 1533 code for a protein of 510 amino acids. The transcript has 4 exons.